This is a messenger RNA of Plectropomus leopardus (leopard coralgrouper), 3609 nucleotides long. RefSeq names its product NLR family, CARD domain containing 3-like 1 (gene nlrc3l1). Lineage: Eukaryota; Metazoa; Chordata; Actinopteri; Perciformes; Serranidae. The record is from RefSeq and is a predicted model, not a curated record.
GAAAAUUAGACUUCCUGAAAUAAGGGUAUGGACUGCUUACUGAGACCCUGGAAAACAAAAAGUGAUCACUACAUCUCAUCACAUUAGUUGUUAGCUGAGCUUUUCUACAACAUGAUGGACGACAGUGUAUUGGAGGAGAUGGCCACGCUGUCAGGCAGCUCAUCUAUCGGGGAUGCAGCGUCUGGUAGAGGAGAGAGUAUGUCUAAUGAAGAUGACGACCUUUACUACAUCCCUGAGAGAAGACCCUCUUUAGACCUUGGGCCGAGUCCAAUGGAUGCCAGCCACUGGCAUUAUGUGGACCAGGCCUCUGCUCCAGCUCUGAGCUACAAAUCAAUGACAAGUGAGGAGAACUUGAGCAGCUUGGAUGGCCAAAGUGAAUCCUCCACGAGGGUCCAGCUGGACAGAGCAGAUUCAUACUCAAGCUGCUACUCCUUGGACAGUGACGAUUGUGAAAAGAGAAUCCCCAAGGUUAAAAGCAAAGAGGAUAUGGUCUCACAGCUUCCUGAUGCACCUGAGUUAAUGAAAGACCCAAAUGCAGUCAGGCAUCCCUCUCUGACGGUGGCUUUCACUUUCAAGGCUAUUUCUCAAAUCCUCGGGAAGCUGUCUCAGGGGGACCUUCAGAGAUUCAAGGGGAUGCUGUGGAAGCGUUACCCACAGUCAUUCAACACUCCUCCCCAAGGCAUGGACCUGGUGGACCUUGUGGACCGGUUGCUCGAGUGUUACGAUCUGGAGGUAUCUUUGCAGAUCACCAAAACCCUUCUUGAGGAAAUGGGGCUCACGAGGAUGAUUGAUUUUCUCCAGAGUUUGUGCAGAAGAAAUGAAGUACGUCAUGAUUUAAAGGAGACUCUGAGGAGGACGUACAGUGAAGCACCUGAGGUUUCGGACAUGCAGGGAGAAAAAAGGCCACUUGACGAUGUUUUCACUAAUCUCUUCAUAACCUCAACAUGUAAUAAUGGCCCAAAUAUUGAACACGAGGUCAUGACCAUACCAAAGCUGGACAGCAACAGCAAAGAAGGGAAACUGCUUUCCACUGGAGAUAUUUUGAGCGCUGAAAGACUGGAGCACUCACACUUUAAGCUGAUGCUGGUCACAGGCGUGGCAGGGUCGGGGAAGUCUAUGGCAGCCAGGAGGUUAAUCCUCGAUUGGGUCGAAGAGCGGGCUCACCAGCACGUGUCCUUCUUGUUUGCUUUGCCGUUCAGGGAGCUCAAACAGUUUGAGGAGUCCAAGGUCUCACUGAGGGAUAUAAUACAAACACUCUACCCGGAAACCAAGCAACUGACGGAUGACGAUUAUACAAGCGAUGACGGCAGACUCAUGUUUGUCUUUGACAGUCUGGAUGAGUACAGUGGGAAGGUUGACUUUCAAAACACUGUGCUCUACAGCGACCGCACAAAAACCACCAGCCUGAACAUCAUCGUGGUCAACCUCCUCAGAGCGAGGCUGGUUUACCACGCGCUCUUCGUAAUCUUUUCACGGCCGCAUGUGAAGUACUGCAUUCCCUGGGACACGCCUCACGACGAGAUAGACUUGCGUGGUUUCUGCGACUCUGAAAAAGACGAGUACUUUAAGAAGAAAUUUAAGGACCCAGAUCAAGCAGCUCGAGUCAUUGCGUAUAUCAACUCCUCCAAAACCCUCCGCAUCAUGUGCCACCUGCCCUUGUUUUGCUCACUGGUGGCUGACGAGCACCGGCACAUUUUUAGGGAACAGGGGACACACGCAGGGCUGCCCAGGAGCAUCACCUACAUGUACACAAAGCUGCUGCUCGCACUCAUUCGUCAGCAUCGUGUAUUUAGAGCUCCGCAUCAGAGCGCAGAUGAAGAGAGAGACUUCCUCAUGAAACUCGGACAUUUGGCCUUCACUAUGCUAGAACAAGGCCAGUUCAGGAUCAGAAAGGAAGACUGGACAGAGCACGGGAUCAGCGACGUGGAGGCAGUGACCAACACCGGCCUGUGCAUCGAGUACAUCACAAAGCCGAUGGUGCUGUUUAAGGAAAAAGUCAUCAGCUUCAUCCACCCCACCAUGCAGGAGUACCUCGCUGCCCUCUAUGUGUUUCUCACCUUCAGAAACCAGGGGAAGAACAUUUUUGACCAGCAACUGAAGGAUAAGUUCAAGGGGAUAUUCAAGGCACACAAAGGGAUGGAGCUAUACAAGAGCGCCGUGGACAGAAGCCUCCUGUGUGAAGACGGCAGACUGGACAUUUUCCUGCGUUUCCUGUUUGGAAUGGCUCUUCAAACCAACCUGGAGCUCCUCCAACCGUUCUGCACAUCUUCUGUAAAGUGGCCAGCGUUCACUGAAUAUGCCGCUGCCCUCAUCCGGAAGAGGAUCAGAGAAAAUCAGCAUCCUGGCAGGAAUAGCAACCUGCAGUGCUGCCUGGAAGAGCUGGGUGUGUGAGCCUCAGAGGCAUGUGACUUCACACUAAAACAUUUAAAAUACAAAAUAGCUGUCAAGGCUUCUGCUGAAUUCCAAUAGGAAAAGAACUGUUUGAGACAUGUAGCUGUCCUGAUGGAGACAUGUUUCCCUCCUAAUAAUAGACUGUAUAUAAAGAUGGACAACAUGACAGCUCCGCCAAAGUGUAACAUUUCAAUCUAGAUCGCCCCCUGGUGACUGACUGCAGUAUAGGUCGUAAAGCCCGCUCCUCUAUGUUAGGCCAAACUAAAAACUCAAAGUACACACCUGAUAGAUUUUUCCCAAAGAUGAUUUCUUUUCUUUGAUUUCUCUCAUCACCCUUACAUUUGCUGAAGUGAUCGUUUAUGACAAGUUUAGUUUGAAUGAAUUAUUUAGUUCUACAAAAAGAUGAUUUUCCGCCAUGAUCGAGAGCUGUGCCAAUCUAUGUACUCACAUUUAACGGGGCUACUCACAAGUGUUUUGGCGAGAACUCCACCACUGCGGAUAUCACUACUGUGCAGACUUUGGCUCCAAAUGACUUCACCAGCGCAAGAUGGCAGUGCUCGUAUCUCGGAUAUUUUUGCCUCUCCUAAGCCCGGUGGGGUAAGUGGGGAGCACUUCAUCCAUCUUUAUAUACAGUCGAUGCUCCUAAUCAAACAACGUGCAUGAAUGGAGCUUUAGAGUUCACUACUUAGGUUUAGAAGUUGGAGAUGUACAAAAGUUGUGGAAACAGAAUGAUGAAUUAUGUGAGUUAAUGUGUGGUUGUAUGAAUUUAAAGAAGGUGAAAGUUAUUUUAUAUUUUUCCUAUUUUUAUACCAUCCAGUGCUUUUGAUGGACAUUAUUAAUUAUUGCUUGUGCUGCCAGCUUGUGCCUGAUAUGACUUUGUCUUAAAUCGUUUAAACACAUUAACAUACACAUAAACACUAUUAACACAAUACCAUGACGAAUGUGACUGUCGCAUUGCACCAUAAUUUAAUAGUAUAAUACAAAAUAUUUAAAAACUGAAUUAUUUUGUACUUUUACGUUUUGCUGAUUGUUUUUUGGCUGCUUGCAUUGUUUAGGUUUGUGAUACCUUAAUCACAUUAAAGAGGUGUAGUUAUACAUGUUUAGUAGUUAUACAUGCUGUGAAAGUACUGACAGUGAUACUACAGGGGAAAGAAACUUUAAAAAAGUUAAUAAAUAAAUAAAUCAUUUGGGAAACAUCCAGAGGGUCCCAUCGGCUCA